CGUGAAGGCUUGCAGUUUUCGGGGUGCCCCUAGCGGCGUUGAGUUUGAAGCGAGAAGUGAGUGUUUCCUUAUUCCAGUUUUGGAUUAUAUGUCGCCGAUGUUGCUUUUUUUUUCAUUUCGUCUGUUUUAUCGAUUCUAUUAAGUAAUGGAUACGUACUUUAGUUGAAUGGAUUUUAAAAAUUUAAAGACAUUGCAGUUCUUUCAAAUAUUUUAGCCAUCAUUAAGAUAUUUCUCUGUAUGAUAUUUCUUCAAUCAUCGUUGUUUUCCUGAUUGGAUAAUACAUUUCUAUUUAUAUAAACCAAGUAAAUGUGUGUUUAUGCUUGUUAGUUAGGACAUUCUAAAAGUGUAAAACUUGGAUAUACUUCUUCUGGAUAUACUACUUGUGUGGAUUGUGUUUUGAGAAACUUUGGAUUACAUUCAAUGGGAUUUUUGCUAGUUCACUCCCGGAAUUUAUAUACUUUCGAGUUUUAGAAUUUACUACAUAAUUUUUAAUUUCAAUUUUGGUUUGGAUUAAAAACAAAAAAAAUCACAAUGUUCUUCAGAAUCAGGAAUUUGUUAAAAGUUGCGUUGGUGAUUUCGAUAUGCGUGGGUCUGUCUGUCGAGACGGAUAACUCUACAGAGAGCAAGGAAGACGCAGCCAACAAAGGUAAAUCCCGAAAGAAACGCCGGGGCUGCAAGUGCGUCCAGCGCUACAUGACGGAGGUCGACAAGAUGAUCGACACCAAGCUCAAAGAAUUCCGGGACGUCUACCUGGCCACGCCCCUCCACGAGAAAAAAGACACGGAGGCCGCACGCAUGCGCGACGCCUUGCUCCGGCUGAGCGGGGACGUGGCCGAGACGAAGAACACCCUUCGGGUGUUGACCACCAACAUGGAGAGCGUCUUGGAGGAUUUGAACAACACCCAGAAGGACUACACCAAGAUCUCCAAGCAGUUGAACCGUAUCAGCGGGGCCGUGGCGAACCUGACCAAGUACGUGGAUAAUCUCGAACAGCGGAUUGUAUACCCGCCGAACGAAAUCACCGUGGGCAACGAUUUGGAGACGAGCACCAUACCGAAACCAAUGCCAACUCAAUGUCAGGACGUGUUUGAACAGGGAGGGAUGAAGUUCAUGGGAGACUACUACAUCAUGAUCAAACCAGCGGGGGUAACUCAUGCGUUCAAAGCCCUGUGUAAGAUGGUGAAUAAUUCAGCAGGUUGGACCGUCAUACAGAAACGACAAGAUGGCUCAGUGGAUUUCUACAGGACCUGGGAGGAGUACCGACACGGGUUCGGAACCCUGGAGGGCGAGUUCUGGUUGGGCAACGACAACAUUCACUAUCUGACGUCACAAGAGGACACGAUGCUGCGGGUGGAGAUGGAGGAGUGGAGCGGCAAGAAACACUACGCCGUCUACAACCACUUCAAGGUGGACGGCGCCAAGCAGAACUACCGCCUCCACAUUUCCGGCUACAGCGGCAACGCCGGGGACUCGAUGACGUCACCUUGGGAGAACCACGACGGGAUGCCGUUCAGCACGAAGGAUCAGGAUAACGACGGGAGGUACUACGACUCUUGCGCCGAGCACUAUAAAGGCGCCUGGUGGUUUAACAACUGCUUCGAGGCCCACCUCAACGGCAGAUACUACCACAAGGGCUUCCACAAAUUCUACUUCCAGCGCGACGGCAUCCAGUGGAACACCAUCCACAUGUACUCCUCCCUCAAGGCCGUGCAGAUGAUGGUCAAGCCGGCCGACAACCCCAGGAGCACCGCCUCUAAUGAGCUGACCAGCAACAUCUAGGAGUCCCAUCCUCCGGAGCGUACACUCAACGCGUAUAUUCACAACAAGCGGAGAAAUUUAAAAAAAUAAAAUUGUUUGCAGUUGUAUGUUGCAGUUGUAUACAUGUAUUCGCAGUAGUCAUCUAUAUCUACAUCAACCUCUGGUCAAGUCAUUAUAAGCUAAUUUUGCUUCAUUUUGAUUUUUCGUCAUUGGAAUUUCUAGAACCUUUUCAGGUAUUCAGAAAGUUUGCAUUCUUACAAUAGUCUUCUUCAUUGAAGGAAUUGAGUAAAACAAUUUAUUUACCAGAUUACACAAGUAGCAAAUUAACAUUUGCUGUGAGUACUAACGAUGGUUAUAAAACAUUAUAUUUCUUAUUGAAGGAAAUGACUAGUAAGAAUGCAGCAAAGCGAUUAGUUUGUAAAUAUUGAGGUUUGUUUUGAAGGUGUACAGUGUAUCUAGAACGGGAUGUGUGAAGUACCUGUGUAUUCUCAAAGAAUAUGUGAAUUGGAAAUGAAGAGUUGCUCUAUGAAAUGUAGAGUUCAUGAAACAGUAUUUAUUUGUUGAACUUGAGAAGUGUACUUUUUAAAGAGUGUUGGUUUAGGUGAUUUUCAGAAGUGAAGAGCAAGAAAGUUUUCAAAUGGAUUAGGUGAUCUUCAGAAGUGAAGAACAAGAAAGUUUUCAAAAGUUGAAUAAGCUUUGUGUUUUUGUUCAGAGUAGGCCCUAUAUGUUCUGAAAUACUAAAAUGUUUAUUUCAAAGUAAUAUUUAGGAUUAAAUAUUGCAGUGGAAGUAAAGUGGAAAUACAAUCAACACACAGGAAGGAGAUUAAGUUUUAUUAAAAAGGUGGAAGGGAAAAACGUUGAAAAUGUCAAAUUUAAAAGUUGGAAUUGGAAAAAGUCUCAAAUUAAAUAUUUGGAGCUAAACUUUAUAAAAUUGAAAUGUGGAAAGAGAAGCUAAUGUGGGUUAAAAUUCUAAAAAUUGUUAACAGUGUGGAAUUUCACUAUUGAACUGAAAAAAAAAUAGUCUUAAGAUGCUUGAAAUGGAAACUGUCGCAGAUGAAAGAAAAACAUUGUGAAGCGUGGAGUUAUGUUUGCUGUGGCUGUACUGUGAUAGCUAGAGCAAAAACUAAAGCAAGUCUAGUGUACCCUUCACAAGACAGCACGUAUGACAUAUAUGACAGUACGUGACAACUGUAACAUGGAGGCUUUCAUGGCCGUUCACUUAUUCACUCUUGGUUUAUUGUUUAUGUAGACUAAAAAUCCUUAUACAAAUGUAUCAGCAUUUAAAAAUUUGUAAAUUAGUUGUUGUUUUAUUUGUAAUUUUUUAUAUGUUCUAUAUAUAUAAUGUACAAAUAAUUAAAAUGCAUUAAAGUGUAUUUUAAAGAAAUUCAAAAACAAUUUUAACAAGCCUAAAUCUAACUAAACAAAUAUUAACUUUUCUUGAAUUUACGUAAAUCUAA
Messenger RNA from Physella acuta, 3215 nucleotides. Its product is annotated as fibrinogen-like protein 1. Gene Ontology annotation, molecular function: extracellular matrix structural constituent; protein-macromolecule adaptor activity. Gene Ontology annotation, biological process: fibrinolysis; blood coagulation; blood coagulation, common pathway. Lineage: Eukaryota; Metazoa; Mollusca; Gastropoda; Physidae. The record is from RefSeq and is a predicted model, not a curated record. Gene Ontology annotation, cellular component: fibrinogen complex.